This is a messenger RNA of Otolemur garnettii (small-eared galago), 5068 nucleotides long. RefSeq names its product Rho guanine nucleotide exchange factor 40 (gene ARHGEF40). The transcript is spliced from 23 exons. The record is from RefSeq and is a predicted model, not a curated record. Gene Ontology annotation, molecular function: guanyl-nucleotide exchange factor activity. The coding region runs from base 568 to 4545 and encodes 1325 amino acids. NCBI's taxonomy places the organism in Eukaryota, Metazoa, Chordata, Mammalia, Primates, Galagidae.
GAGCCAGUAGAAGACUGUGUACAGAGCACACUCGCCGCUCUGUACCCUCCCUUUGAGGCCACAGCCCCCACCCUCUUGGGCCAGGUGUUCCAGGUGGUGGAGAGGACUUACCGGGAGGAUGCACUGAGAUACACGCUGGACUUCCUGGUACCCGCCAAGCACCUGCUUGCCAAGGUCCAACAGGAAGCCUGUGCCCAAUAUAGUGGAUUUCUCUUCUUCCAUGAGGGCUGGCCCCUCUGCCUGCAUGAGCAGGUGGUAGUACAGCUAGCAGCCCUACCCUGGCAGCUGCUGCGGCCGGGAGACUUCUACCUGCAAGUGGUGCCUUCAGCAGCCCAAGCACCCCGUCUGGCCCUCAAGUGUCUGGCCCCAGGGGGUGGGCGAGUACAGGAGCUUCCAGUGCCCAAUGAGGCCUGUGCCUACCUAUUCACACCUGAGUGGUUACAAGGCAUCAACAAGGACCGGCCAACAGGCCGCCUCAGUACCUGCCUGCUGUCGGCACCCUCUGGGAUUCAGCGACUGCCCUGGGCUGAGCUCAUCUGCCCACGAUUUGUGCACAAAGAGGGCCUCAUGGUUGGUCAUGGGCCAAGCACACUGACCCCAGAACUGCCCUCUGGACCCCCGGGGCUUCCCAGCCCUCCACUCCCCGAGGAGGCCCUGGGCACCCGGAGUCCUGGGGAUGGGCACAAUGCACCUGCUGAAGGACCUGAGGGCGAGUAUGUGGAGCUGUUGGAGGUGACUCUGCCCAUGAGGGGGACCCCGACAGAUGCUGAGGGCUCCUCAGGCCUCUCGAGGACCCAGACAGUACCCACUCGAAAAGGUGCUGGAGGGAAGGGCCGGCACCGGAGACACCGGGCAUGGAUGCAUCACAAGGGCCUGGGGCCACGGGAUCAGGAUGGAGCACGUCCACCCGGGGAGGGGAGCAGCACUGGAGCAUCCCCUGGGUCUCCCUUGGGAGCUGAGGCUCUCCCAGAGGCAGUCCUGAAGGUGUCCGAGCCCCCAACAGAGGCCCUUGGAGAAGCCUCUGACUCUUGCCCCCUGAGAACAGGAGAGGUUGGAGUAGGAGCAGGACAGGGGGCUGAAGGUCCACCUGGUACCCCUCGGAGAACAGGCAAAGGAAACAGGAGAAAGAAGAGAGCAGCAGGCAGAGGCGCUCUUAGCCGAGGAGGGGACAGUACCCCACUGAGCCCUGGAGACAAGGAAGAGACCAGCCACCAGGAAGCCCUUGUCAAUCUGCCCUCAUCACAUGAGCAUGAGCUUCCAGAAUGUAGCCUGUUUAAGGAGGAGCAUGAAGGCUCUGGGAAGCCAGAAUCUGAACCAAAAGAGGAGCUUGAACCAGCAGAUGAAAAAGAGUCUCAGCCCCCUGAAGCCUGUAGGUCUACAGAAGAGGGAGCCGGAGAGAGAGAGCAGGAGAGGCCGAGCCUGGAAUGUAUAGCAGGACACAUAGGUCCAGAGGGGCUCCUGUCCGACCCCCCAACAACACCCCUGGAGACUGUGCCGGAAGAAAGAGAGGAUAGCAUUCCAAAAGAGGCCCCUUCAGCCUCCAUCUCUGAUGACCCUGAUGUAGCGUGGGACCUGAUGGCAUCUGGAUUCCUCAUCCUGACUGGUGGGGUGGACCAGAGUGGGCGAGCUCUGCUGACCAUUACCCCACCGUCUGCUCCUGAGGAGCCCCUACCCUCCCGAGACAUGCUGAGCACUGCUCUUCAUUACCUCCACUCACUGCUCAGGCCUGAUCUACGAGUGUUGGGGCUAUCCGUCCUGCUGGACCUUCGUAAGUCACCACCGCUGCCUCCAGCACUCCUUCCUGUCCUGAGUCAACUUCAGGACUCAGGAGACCCUCCCCUCAUUCAGCGGCUGCUGAUUCUCACUCAUCAUGACCUUCCAACUGAACUCUGUGGAUUUCAGGGCGCUGAGUUGCUGUCAGAGAAUGAUCUGAAAAGAGUGGCCAAGCCAGAGGAGCUGCAGUGGGACUUAGGAGGUCACAGGGACCUAUCUCCCAGCUACUGGGUAGAGAUACACCAGGAAGUGGUGAGGCUAUGCCGUCUGUGCCGCGGUGUGCUGGGCUCUGUUCAGCAGGCCAUCAAGGAGCUGGAGCGAGCAGUGGAGCCAGAGGGAGAGGAGGUGGAGGGAAUGCCGGAGCCUCUGCAGAAGGUGCUGGCGGAUCCCCGGCUGACAGCACUGCAGAGGGAUGGGGGAGCCAUCCUGAUGAAGCUGCGCUCAACCCACAGCAGCAAGCUGGAGGGCCCAGGCCCAGCUACACUAUAUCAGGAGGUGGAUGAGGCCAUUCACCAGCUCGUGCGCCUCUCCAACCUGCAUGUACAGCAGCAGGAGCAGCGGCAGCGUCUGCACAGACUCCAGCAGGUGUUGCAGUGGCUGUCAGGCCCAGGGGAAGACCAGCUAGCGAGUUUCGCUGUGCCCGGGGACACCCUCUCUGCCCUGCAGGAGACAGAGCUUCGAUUCCGGGCUUUCAGCACUGAGGUCCAGGAGCGCCUAGCCCAAGCACAAGAAGCCCUGGCUCUGAAAGAGGAUGCUGCCUCCCAGAAGGUUCUGGAUAUCUUUGAACACCGGCUAGAACAGGUCGAGAGUGGCCUCCAUAGGGCCCUGCGUCUGCAGCGCUUCUUCCAGCAGGUACACGAGUGGGUGGAUGAGGGCUUUGCUCGGCUGGCAGGAGCUGGGCCAGGUCGGGAGGCUGUCCUGGCAGCACUGGCCCUGCGGCGGGCCCCGGAGCCCAGCGCUGGCACCUUCCAGGAGAUGAGGGCGCUAGCCCUGGAUCUGGGCAGCCCAGCAGCCCUGCGAGAAUGGGGCCGCUGCCGGGCCCGCUGCCAAGAGCUGGAGAGAAGGAUUCAGCAACAGCUGGGAGAGGAGGCGAGUCCCCGGGGCCACAGGCGACGACGGGCAGACAGUGCCAGCAGUGGAGGGGCCCAGCGAGGUCCCCACAGCCCCUCACCCAGCCUGAGCUCCCUGCUGCUCCCUGGCAGCCCUGGACCACGGGCAGCCCCGUCCCAUUGCUCCUUGGCCCCAUGUGGAGAAGACUAUGAGGAGGAGGGCCCUGAGCUGGCCCCAGAAGCAGAUGGCCGGCCCCCAAGAGCAGUGCUGAUCCGAGGCCUGGAGGUCACCAGUACUGAGGUGGUAGACAGGACGUGCUCACCAAGGGAACAUGUGCUGCUGGGCCGGGCCGGGGGCCCAGAUGGACCCUGGGGAGUAGGCACCCCCCGGAUGGAGCGCAAGCGAAGCAUCAGCGCCCAGCAGCGUCUGGUGUCUGAGCUGAUUGCCUGUGAGCAGGAGUAUGUGGCUACUUUGAGUGAGCCAGUGCCACCCCCUGGGCCUGAACUGACUCCUGAACUUCGUGGCACCUGGGCUGCUGCCCUGAGUGCCCGAGAGAGGCUUCGAAGCUUCCACCGGACACACUUUCUGCGGGAGCUUCAAGGCUGUGCCACCCACCCCCUGCGCAUUGGGGCUUGCUUCCUUCGCCAUGGGGACCAGUUCAGCCUUUACGCCCAGUAUGUGAAGCACAGACACAAACUAGAGAAUGGUCUGGCUGCGCUCAGCCCCCCGACCAAGGGCUCCCUGGAAGCCGGCCCUUACCUGCCCCGGGCCUUACAGCAGCCCCUGGAGCAGCUGGCUCGGUAUGGGCGGCUCCUGGAGGACCUCCUAAGGGAAGCUGGGCCUGAGCCGAGUUCUGAGCGCCAGGCCCUUGGGGCUGCUGUGCAGCUGCUCCGGGAACAAGAGGCCCGUGGCAGAGACCUGCUGGCAGUGGAGGCGGUGCGUGGCUGUGAGAUAGAUCUGAAGGAGCAAGGACAGCUGUUGCACCGGGACCCCUUCACUGUCAUCUGCGGCCGAAAGAAGUGCCUUCGCCAUGUCUUUCUCUUUGAGCAUCUCCUCCUGUUCAGCAAGCUCAAGGGCCCUGAAGGGGGGUCAGAGACUUUUGUUUUCAAGCAGGCCUUUAAGACUGCUGACAUGGGGCUGACGGAAAACAUUGGGGAUAGUGGACUCUGCUUUGAGCUAUGGUUUCGGCGGCGGCGUGCACGAGAGGCAUACACUCUGCAGGCUACCUCACCAGAGAUCAAACUCAAGUGGACAAGUUCCAUUGCCCAGCUGCUAUGGAGACAGGCAGCCCACAACAAGGAGCUCCGAGUUCAGCAGAUGGUCUCCAUGGGCAUUGGGAACAAACCCUUCCUGGACAUCAAAGCCCUUGGGGAGCGGACACUGAGUGCCCUGCUCACUGGAAGAGCCGCCCGCACCCGGGCCUCCGUGGCCGUGUCAUCCUUUGAGCAUGCCGGCCCCUCCCUUCCCGGUCUCUCACCGGGAGCCUGUUCCCUGCCUGCCCGCGUCGAGGAGGAGGCCUGGGAUCUGGACGUCAAGCAAAUUUCCCUGGCCCCAGAAACACUUGACUCUUCUGGAGAUGUGUCCCCAGGACCAAGAAACAGCCCCAGCCUGCAACCCCCCCACCCUGGGAGCAGCACUCCCACUCUGGCCAGUGGAGGGAUCUUAGGGCUAUCCCGGCAGACUCAUGCCAGAGCUCUGAGUGACCCCACCACGCCUCUGUAACCUGGAGAAUAUCCAGAACUUGGCUGCAACCCCUCCUCUCAGCAUAUUUUGGACUGGGAUGACAAUGGGACAUAACAGAGGACUGGACAAGCACUGAAUUUCUUCCCUCUGCUUCCCAGACAUAGAGGAGAUCUAAGGACCAGAGAGCAUGACCCUGCUACUGCUGUCUCUAGUCUCUCCAGCUUGGUGCCUUCUCCUGCAGGAACCAGAAUGGCCACAUUGCUUGCCUUCACAUCCUGGAGCCAGGGAAAUUAUCCCUUUCAGUCCUUUCCAAUCCUCAAGCCAGCACUCUCAUGCCAGCCCUCCCUGACAGCCUAUGUUCUCUUCUUACCCCACCAACUCUCCCAGAGAACAUUUAUCUCUACCAGGUCAACUGGAGUUCCUGGUGACUCCAUUCUGGGGUAUCACUGGAAAUGGGAGCUAUGCAAACCAUUACAGGAGGGUGGAGUAGGGAAUUACAGACUUUAUAUAUGUAAUUACUGUUAUUAUAAUACUAUUGUUAUAUUAAAUGUAUUUACUCACA